AUGCGCACCGACCUGUUCCUCGCCCUGCUCUCCCCAGCACUUGCCUUCCAACAAACACAACAAGCCCCACUGCACGAAGACCCAGAGCACUUGGCCGAGCUCGAACGAAAAUGGGGCGAUAACUGGGCCUUCUCCGGCAUCUCGACCUUCGGCCACGUCCCGCACGUCAAGUGCCUCACCAACCCCUCGGAAGCCUUCGACAUUGGCAUCAUCGGCGUCCCCUUCGACACGGCCGUCAGCUACCGCCCCGGCGCGCGCAUGGGCCCGCGUGCCAUCCGCGCCGCCUCGGGCCGGCACAUCAUCAGCCGGGGCUUCCACGCCCAAGCCAGCGUCAACCCGUACACGUCGUGGGCCAAGAUCCUGGACUGCGGCGACAUCCCCGUGACGCCCUUCGACAACGCCGUCGCCAUGGACCAGAUGACGCAGGCCCUGACCGAGCUGUCCACGCGCCGGACCGCCUACCCGGGCGACCCGCUGACCGGCGCGCCGCCCAUGCCGAAGCCGAAGCUGCUGGUGCUGGGCGGCGACCAUCUGGUGGCGCUGCCCGCCCUGCGCGCCCUCAAAGCCGCCUACGGCGAGCCCAUGGUGCUGCUGCACUUCGACUCGCACCUCGACACCCUGCACCCCAGCAGCUACCCCAGCGCCUGGCCCAGCGAGCAGGCCACCUUCAACCACGGCUCCGUCUUCUGGCAGGCCAGCGUCGAGGGCCUGCUGCACAACUCGUCGUGCGUCCAUGCCGGCAUCAACACCCGCCUCACCGGCGCCUCCGCCAUCGACUACGAGUCCGACGACGCCAUGGGCUUUUUGCGCAUCCCCGCCGACGCCGUCGAUGACGUGGGCGUGGCCGGCGUCAUCGACGCCAUCACGUCGCGCAUCUCCAAGGACGUCAAGGUCUAUUUGAGCAUUGACAUCGAUGUGCUUGAUCCGGCCUUUGCCCCUGGCACCGGCGCUCCGGAGCCCGGUGGAUGGUCGACCCGCGAGAUGAUCAGGAUUCUCAGGGGUUUGAGGGAUUUGGACAUUGUGGGUGCCGACAUUGUCGAGGUUGCGCCCGCCUACGAUACCCCUGGCGCUGACACGGCUUUUGUGGCUGCCGCCCUGGGCUAUGAAAUUAUCACGCACAUGGUGAAGCAGGGGCUGGCCCCUGUAGCUUCCCAGCAGCAUGACCCCCUGACCAAGACUGAGCUUUGA
Diplodia corticola is the source of this 1188-nucleotide messenger RNA. RefSeq names its product agmatinase. Gene Ontology annotation, molecular function: metal ion binding; agmatinase activity. Bases 1 to 1188 code for a protein of 395 amino acids. Lineage: Eukaryota; Fungi; Ascomycota; Dothideomycetes; Botryosphaeriales; Botryosphaeriaceae. The record is from RefSeq and is a predicted model, not a curated record. The transcript has 2 exons.